Molecule: messenger RNA, 726 nt
Organism: Funneliformis geosporum
Lineage: Eukaryota; Fungi; Glomeromycota; Glomeromycetes; Glomerales; Glomeraceae
Source: the annotation of a GenBank genome assembly
AUGGAAUCAAAUUCGCAAUCUCUAAAUGAUCGUUCACGACCCAAAAUAAUCGUUCCAUCUCCUCGUAUGUCAAAUUUGAAUCCAGAAGAUUUUAUGCCAAGGAAGUCUAGGGGUUGCAAACCAUCAAAUGCAUUUAUUAUAUAUCGCAAAAUAUAUGUUAAAACGCUUUUGGCGGAAGAAUUGCACUACAAAAUGACGGAAGCUUCACGAUGGGCUUCGGAAUCUUGGAGCAUUGAAAGGGAAGAGCUAAAGGACGAAUAUCGAGAGUUUGCAAAGAAAGUAAGCAAAAUCUACCGUAAGAAGGCUCAAGAUUUGGACUCUUCGCGUGUUCUUCCCACCAUUUUGCCAUCGCAACCGAUUAGAUCACCUAAUACAACGAGUAAUACUAUUAUCGAAAACGAUUCACCACAAUACACAAAUGAUUCCCCACAAUACACAAAUCAAACCCUUACAUAUAAUACCGAGACACAACAACAAUCCUUUGACGCGUAUUAUCAAGAGCAACAAUCAAGCCUUCCUUUAUCUUUAUUUUACGAGACUCCAAUAGUUCGACAUGACAUUUACUUCACAUUUCCAUUUACGCAAUGUGAGGUUUGUAAUUUUCCGUUUGAAUGCAUUUGUUUGGGAGUGGGAGGGAAUGAUGACAAUAGAACGCAAGAUGUCCCCGCCUAUAAUUGGCAGGGCAUUUACGAUGGCAACAUCGAUAUGAAUAUGGAAGACUUUUAA